Molecule: messenger RNA, 2906 nt
Organism: Candoia aspera
Lineage: Eukaryota; Metazoa; Chordata; Lepidosauria; Squamata; Candoiidae
Product: elongation factor 2-like
Exons: 15
Coding region: 146-2725 (859 amino acids)
Biological process (GO): translational elongation
Cellular component (GO): ribonucleoprotein complex; cytosol
Molecular function (GO): GTP binding; translation elongation factor activity; ribosome binding
Source: RefSeq, a predicted model, not a curated record
CCUGCCUCUGUUGUGUCCGCUCUAGGAUUCCCGCUCCCGUUUGUGGUCUUGGCCUCUUUUCCUCGGCUCUCCGACCUCCUCGGUCUGAGGCGGCGGCGUCGAUUUCUAGGCGGGGGCGCGGGACUAUCUAGAGUCAUCCGCCAAAAUGGUGAAUUUUACAGUAGACCAGAUCCGAGCGAUCAUGGACAAAAAGUCCAACAUCAGAAAUAUGUCAGUGAUUGCUCAUGUUGACCAUGGCAAGUCCACGCUUACAGAUUCUUUGGUGUGUAAAGCGGGUAUCAUUGCUUCUGCCAGAGCUGGUGAAACACGAUUUACCGACACACGGAAAGAUGAGCAGGAAAGGUGUAUCACCAUCAAAUCUACGGCCAUUUCUCUCUACUAUGAGCUCUCAGAAAAUGAUUUGGCCUUUAUCAAGCAGUCCAAAGAUGGCUCCGGUUUCCUCAUUAAUUUAAUCGACUCCCCUGGGCAUGUGGAUUUCUCCUCUGAAGUCACAGCAGCCCUUCGCGUCACUGAUGGCGCUCUUGUAGUUGUUGACUGUGUUUCAGGGGUUUGCGUGCAGACUGAAACGGUGCUUCGCCAGGCAAUUGCUGAGCGCAUCAAGCCGGUUCUGAUGAUGAACAAGAUGGACCGUGCUCUGCUGGAAUUGCAGUUAGAUCCUGAGGAGCUUUACCAGACCUUCCAGCGCAUUGUGGAAAACGUCAAUGUUAUAAUUUCUACUUACGGAGAGGGUGAAACUGGACCCAUGGGUAAUAUUAUGAUUGAUCCUGUAAUUGGUACUGUGGGCUUUGGCUCUGGCCUGCAUGGUUGGGCUUUCACCCUGAAGCAGUUUGCUGAGAUGUACGUGGCCAAAUUUGCAGCCAGAGGGGAAAAGGCACAGCUCUCUGCGGCUGAUCGGGCCAAAAAAGUGGAGGAGAUGAUGAAGAAGCUCUGGGGAGACAAGUAUUUUGACCCAGCAACAGGGAAAUUCAGCAAAUCUGCAGCCAACCCUGAUGGAAAGAAGUUGCCACGGACUUUCUGCCAACUUAUCCUUGAUCCCAUUUUUAAGGUCUUUGAUGCCAUUAUGAACUUUAAGAAAGAAGAAGCAUCCAAGCUGAUAGAAAAACUGGACAUCAAGCUAGAUGCUGAAGAUCGAGAAAAAGAAGGGAAGCCACUUCUCAAGGCUGUUAUGCGUCGCUGGUUACCUGCUGGAGAAGCUUUACUUCAGAUGAUUACCAUUCACCUGCCUUCCCCGGUCACCGCUCAGAAGUACCGCUGUGAGCUUCUGUACGAGGGGCCGCCUGAUGAUGAAGCUGCUAUGGGUGUUAAGAACUGUGACCCAAAGGGCCCUUUGAUGAUGUACAUCUCGAAAAUGGUUCCCACAUCUGACAAAGGCCGCUUCUAUGCCUUUGGGAGGGUCUUCUCUGGCAUGGUUUCCACUGGCCAGAAGGUGCGGAUUAUGGGACCCAACUAUACCCCAGGAAAGAAGGAAGAUCUCUACUUAAAGCCCAUUCAGAGAACCAUUUUGAUGAUGGGUCGUUACGUUGAGCCCAUUGAGGAUGUCCCUUGUGGCAACAUUGUUGGUCUGGUUGGUGUUGAUCAGUUUUUGGUGAAGACGGGCACGAUUACCACGUUUGAACACGCCCACAACAUGAGAGUGAUGAAGUUUAGUGUUAGCCCAGUUGUGCGUGUCGCGGUGGAAGCAAAAAACCCUGCCGACUUACCAAAACUGGUGGAGGGUCUAAAGCGUCUUGCCAAGUCUGACCCUAUGGUCCAGUGCAUUAUUGAGGAAUCGGGGGAACACAUCAUUGCUGGAGCGGGGGAGUUGCACUUGGAAAUAUGCCUCAAAGAUCUGGAAGAGGACCAUGCCUGCAUUCCAAUUAAGAAAUCAGACCCAGUAGUAUCUUAUCGGGAGACUGUCUGUGAAGAAUCCAACCAGAUGUGCUUAUCCAAAUCACCCAACAAGCAUAACCGGCUUUAUAUGAAAGCCCGUCCUUUCCCUGAUGGAUUGGCAGAAGAUAUAGACAAAGGAGAUGUUAGUUCCCGCCAAGAGCUGAAGCAGCGAGCUCGUUAUCUGGCUGAGAAGUAUGAGUGGGAUGUUUCUGAAGCACGGAAGAUCUGGUGCUUUGGACCUGAUGGGACGGGUCCCAACAUUUUGGUUGACAUCACUAAGGGCGUCCAGUAUCUCAAUGAAAUCAAAGACAGUGUUGUGGCUGGAUUCCAGUGGGCCACUAAGGAGGGUGUUUUGUGCGAAGAGAACAUGCGAGGGGUUCGUUUUGACAUUCAUGACGUGACUCUCCACGCGGAUGCUAUCCAUCGUGGGGGGGGACAAAUCAUCCCAACCGCAAGGAGGGUCUUGUAUGCUGCUGCCUUGACUGCCCAGCCUCGACUGAUGGAACCCAUCUACCUGGUUGAGAUUCAGUGCCCAGAACAAGUGGUUGGGGGCAUCUACGGCGUGCUGAACCGGAAACGUGGCCAUGUCUUUGAGGAGUCUCAAGUAGCCGGGACCCCUAUGUUUGUGGUCAAAGCCUAUCUUCCGGUCAAUGAGUCUUUUGGUUUCACCGCCGACCUGAGAUCCAAUACUGGGGGCCAAGCUUUCCCACAGUGCGUCUUUGAUCAUUGGCAGAUCUUACCUGGAGAUCCUUACGAUGCCAAUUCACGCCCUUUCCAAGUUGUGGCUGAAACACGUAAACGCAAAGGCUUAAAGGAAGGCAUCCCACCUCUAGACAACUUCCUGGACAAAUUGUAACUGCUUCCCCAUGCAGGUGAGGGGUGUCUAUUACAGUACCCAACUUCAUAAUGGAAUUGGAUUGCUUCACAAAGCUAAGGAAGAAGUGGGAAACUGGACAAAGCUAAAUGAAAACACAAACCAGCAGCUAGCAAUUAUGUCAUGUUCACAUAAUGAGAAAUAAAGUGUGUUGUUGAGUAGA